AUGGAGCUCCACGUCCCGGUGCCGUUUGAUCUCGACGAGGAGGUGGUGUUCUUGGAGCAGGACGGUAACAUGCGCCACGUAGCAGCCCGUCAAAUCUUGCUCGGCAAGGAAAAUGCCCACACAGAAUGGAUAUGCAAAAACUUCUCCUGUAGAUGCCGACUGGUCGACACAACGUCCCAGGCUUGGCCAUCUGCUUCACGCGGAGAGAGUACCUUCAACUCUGACGCCUCUAGGCAGCCGGGUUUCGUUCUAGACCGCGGCACAGAGGCAAACCUCCAAAACGCGAGGACCGCUGUUAACGCACUUAUCGAUGCGGCGAUGGAACUCAUCGAUACUCUGCAAGCCACGGAAAAUAGGGUUCUUGAGCUCACUAACGAUGUCAGCUUCAUUCGCUGGUACGAGGCAGAGCGCGAUCCCGAGUCUCAGGAGUCACGUAAAGCGAUCGUUGCUCAAAUAUACGAUACCUUAAUCGAUGAGAAAGAGACGCAGGAGGACCCGUAG
Messenger RNA from Giardia duodenalis, 501 nucleotides. RefSeq lists its product as uncharacterized. The record is from RefSeq and is a predicted model, not a curated record. Bases 1 to 501 code for a protein of 166 amino acids. Lineage: Eukaryota; Fornicata; Diplomonadida; Hexamitidae. The transcript has a single exon.